UAAACAUAAAAUCGAACUGCUGCAUGACCAAUGAGCUGAUCAGUCAUGCUAUAGACGCCAGCUCUAUAUAGAGGAGUACUGCAGCUGGUGUUGGGCUCACUUCAUGGCGGCGGCGCAUGAACUCAACAUGUGGCUCUGCUGUCUGUGCUUAGCCACUGCACCGCUACCGCUGCUUGUGCUCAGCCAGACUUACUACAUGAACUUUGUGUUCAACAACAAUUGGAAUCCAGCAGCCCAGCAGCAGCAGCCUGGAGCAAGGCCCAGGCUAACCCACAGCGAGCAGAUGAACAAUGAGCCAAUAGCACAACCGAAUAAAGACAUUUAUGAGCUGUAUCCAGAUUCAGAUGCAGGCGCUGUACAAGCGCAGAACACGGAUGAGUUCAUUCUAAUCGAUUCCAGUGAAGUUAGAGCCAAAACUACAAAUCGGGAUAUUGUUAGCUGGACUAACACCAAGACGCGCGCCAGCAGACCAACAACAACAAGAUUAAGAACAAGAACAACAACAACAACAAGAGCAAGAACAACAACAACAAAAGCAAGCACAACAACAAGCAGGACGCCGUCUUGGUUAACACUGACGCCGCAUCCGCCCAAGUUCUUCAACUAUCCGCUGGCCACUUGCCAGGAGCAGCUGAAUCUGCAUGAAGUGUUUGGCGUGCUGCUCGCACGAGAUCGCGGACUGCCCACUAAGGUCAUGUGUCGCUUUCGCAAUGACUGGGGCGGUCCUUGGCUGCUCAUGAAUCGCAUGGAGCUGCCAGUGCGCGUCCACAUGCGUCACUGGUUCUUUGGCUACGUCACCGAGGACUACAAGGAUCUGAACAUCAACUUUCUGGGACUGGCGCAUAUAAUGAACAGCAUGCGAGUGGCCAUGCUCAUCCUGGGCCAGGACAACAACAAUCAACUGGUUUACAAUCUGUACGACGACGUUGUCAUCUCCGGAUUCGAUGAUCUCUUUAUGCUGCGCAAGGCGCAUCUCAUUGCUGCCAACACAACGGAUCUGCUGUUCACGUCUGUGGGGCAGCCGCUGAUCUCCCAUGCGGGCCACAAUCGCUCCUGCCCCUUCGACGUGCUUGGCGGCUGGUGGGGCACCAAGUGGCAAGUGGAGAAUAAGCAUUACUGUGUAUUCCCCAUUGAGCGCAAUGUCAGCCGUCCAGGCUACAUGGCCAUGUUCAUCAAGCCCAGUCCGUUUGCCAUUAACAACACCGCGCUCUAUGGCGAUGAGAUAACCACGCGUCGUCCUUGGGCCACGACCAUAAACCAAACGCUUAUGGACCAGGCCGAUGGUGACCUGGACGCCUACAACAGGCUCAACCAGGCGCUGUACGAGCGCAACAAACUGCGAGUGCAGCACGAGUUGCUGGCGCGCAUUAAAUUGCUGCACAGCGGCAACAUGACGGCGUUAUGGUUUUCAAAUAAUUUGCACAAUCCAACGGAGCAGACGGACAUGGGUGAGGCUGAAACAGAUCCCUUGGUUUAUCAAGAGGAGCCAACAACAACAGCAGCAGCAGCAGCAGCAGCAACAGUGGAGCGACCUAAGCCGCCAGUGGAGCCAGCAGUUGCAGCAGAGAUAUUAAAACCAAAGACAGAGCAAACAACUGAAGUAAGCAAGCGCACACUUGUUGCAAGUUCUGUGGCAACAACAACACAAGAGCAACUGCAGCCAGUGACAGCUGUGGAGCAGACACUAGAGAAGCCCAAAAUACCAGAGACAACUACCAAAGCAACAGCAGCAGCAGCAGCCGCAGCAGUAGAAGCCGCAGGCAAAAACGUAGCCUAGACUCAAGCUUAGCUCUAAGAUUUACUCAUUAGUUUAGUUUAGUUGCGAGCUUUAGUUAUAUGUAAAUAAAUAAAUGGAAACUCGCUUGAUUAGA
Messenger RNA from Drosophila busckii, 1871 nucleotides. RefSeq lists its product as uncharacterized. The transcript has 2 exons. Lineage: Eukaryota; Metazoa; Arthropoda; Insecta; Diptera; Drosophilidae. Bases 104 to 1777 code for a protein of 557 amino acids. The record is from RefSeq and is a predicted model, not a curated record.